UGCUGCUGAAGAACCAAAAUCCCAGAAAAUAAGAAGAAGAAAGAAAGUGAGAGAAAAUGUGCUCUUCAGAAGCUGAUUGCAGGCCUCUGGGCUUUCUGCUUGGCCUUCCUUUUGCUCUCCUCUCCCUCAUCCUCUCCAUCGUCGGCCUCGUUAUCUGGAUCGUCAGAUUGUUGCUGACUUGCAUAUGCCCGUGCUGUUUGUGGGUGACGGUGGUCGUGGAGUUGGUCAAAGCCCAAAUUCAUGUCAUGGAGUGGUUCACUUCUCAAAUCCCCUGCUAA
Prunus dulcis (almond) is the source of this 278-nucleotide messenger RNA. RefSeq names its product signaling peptide TAXIMIN 1-like. NCBI's taxonomy places the organism in Eukaryota, Viridiplantae, Streptophyta, Magnoliopsida, Rosales, Rosaceae. The transcript has a single exon. The record is from RefSeq and is a predicted model, not a curated record. The coding region runs from base 57 to 278 and encodes 73 amino acids.